Ixodes scapularis (black-legged tick) is the source of this 1044-nucleotide messenger RNA. RefSeq lists its product as uncharacterized. Lineage: Eukaryota; Metazoa; Arthropoda; Arachnida; Ixodida; Ixodidae. Bases 103 to 1044 code for a protein of 313 amino acids. The transcript has a single exon. The record is from RefSeq and is a predicted model, not a curated record.
AAACAUGGCCAUGAAGGAAACUGGACUUGCGGACUACAGGGCUGCUUCCGAACAUUUCCCCUCUAUGUGUCGCACAGAAAACAUGUUACUCGUAACCAUGCCAUGUUGCUCAAAGAUGAUGCUACUGCGGCUCCCAAUGAACCCGAUGGUGCCAGGAGCAAUCCACACCUGAUCCUGGCAGACGUCAAGGACAACGAGGAAUCUUGCAAUGAACAACACAUGCAAGACGAUGGGGACCUAGUAAAACCGCUUUCACUACUCUUCCUAAAAUGGAAAGAGAGAAGACGGCUUCCUGAAUCCACAAUGAACGAAAUUGCAAACGACAUUAUAUUUUAUCUUGAAAGAUUUGCCGAGCAUUGCAAGCUGCCAAUAUCUGAUCUGAAUACGCUACUGCAGCAAAAGUCCCAGACCUUGGUUGAUUUGGAGCAACUCCAAACUAGGAGUGGCCGGAAUCGCCACUGGAAAGAACGUUUUUCAUUUGUGCAGCCGGAGACUGUGGUUCUGGCGACGGAUAAAGAUGGAAAGGUCGACACCUUUCAAUAUGUUUCUGUGUGCGAAAUGCUGAAGUGUACCCUUGAAAACCCCAGUGUGUGGAAUGAUUUUUACAAUCAGCCUGUGGAGGAAGGUUACUUGACCACUGUUUUCAAUGGAACUGCCUACCGUGAUCACAAAUUCUUUCAAUGUGACAGAAAGAAAAUCUGUGUACAACUAUACAGCGACGAGUUUGAGGUGUGUAACCCACUUGGGAAAAAAAGGGGCAAGCAUAAACUGACCGCUGUUUACUACUCGAUUCUAAACUUUCGCCAAAAGUUAAGAUCUCGCUUGUCUGGAAUACAUUUUGCACUGCGGGUGCAUGACAAGUUUGUAGCGUCGUAUGGCCUGCACAGAAUAUUUGCUCCACUUGUAAGAGACAUAUCACAACUCAAGAAAAAAGGCAUUUGUAGAAAUGGCGAGGUGCUCUAUGGCUCGGUUCUUGCAAUGACUGGAGACAACCUCUCCAGUCACAGACUUGGAGGGUUUAAAUGUAGUUUCAGUCAUGGUUGA